AUGCGCUCCUCUGCGACUCGGCUGUUCCGCGUUGUCGUCCUUGGAGCCGCUGGCGGCAUCGGCCAGCCCUUGUCGCUCCUUCUAAAGUGCAGCCCUCUAGUGACGAGUCUUUCGCUCUACGACAUUCGCGGCGGACCAGGCGUGGCUGCGGACCUCUCCCACAUUACGUCACCGGCAGAGGUGUCCGGGUUUUCCUCAGGUGAGCUGGAGAAAGCCGUGAAGGGAGCGGACUUGGCGCUGGUGGUGGCUGGCAUCCCACGCAAACCUGGGAUGACACGCGACGACCUCUUCCACACGAACGCCAGCAUCGUGCGCGAUCUCGCCAUCGCCGUUGGCACGCACGCGCCGAAGGCAAUCGUUGGUAUCAUCACGAACCCGGUCAACAGCACUGUGCCCGUGGUCGCGGAGACCCUGUGCAAGCUCGGCGUGUACGAUCCUGCGCGCCUCUUUGGCGUUACCACACUCGACGCUGUCCGUGCCCGCACCUUCGUCGCAGAGGCGCUCGGCGCAAGCCCGUACGACGUUGACGUCCCUGUUAUUGGCGGGCAUAGCGGUGAGACGAUUGUGCCGCUGCUCUCGGGCUUCCCGUCGCUGUCGGAGGACCAGGUGCGGCAGCUGACGCACCGCAUUCAGUUCGGUGGUGACGAGGUGGUGAAGGCCAAGGAAGGUGCGGGCUCGGCGACGCUGUCCAUGGCGUACGCGGCCUCGGAAUGGUCCAUCUCGAUGCUCAAGGCUCUUCGUGGUGACAAGGGCAUUGUCGAGUACGCUCUUGUGGAAAACGACACGCAGAAGCCCCACUCUCGCUUCUUUGGAUGCGCAGUGGAACUUGGCACGCACGGCGUAGAGCGUGUGCUGCCGAUGCCGACGCUGAACGCCUACGAGCAGCAGUUGCUGGACGCGUGCGUUCCUGCGCUCAGCGCUGAGCUCCGCAAGGGGGUCGACUUUGCCGUAAAGUCGCACCUCUCACAGGACAGUUGA
Molecule: messenger RNA, 978 nt
Organism: Leishmania mexicana MHOM/GT/2001/U1103
Lineage: Eukaryota; Euglenozoa; Kinetoplastea; Trypanosomatida; Trypanosomatidae
Product: putative malate dehydrogenase
Exons: 1
Coding region: 1-978 (325 amino acids)
Biological process (GO): tricarboxylic acid cycle; malate metabolic process
Cellular component (GO): cytoplasm
Molecular function (GO): L-malate dehydrogenase (NAD+) activity
Source: RefSeq, a predicted model, not a curated record